ACCCGCCCACCCCAAGGCUUCCAGGGUGGGGAGGGGGUCCCCGGCGUCCGGGACAGCUGGUCCCGGACACCGAGGCCAGUGAGGGGAGGGGCUCCCGACGCCCCGGUCAGAGGCAGGGGCAGGUCCAGGACACCGGGGUCUGGUCCUGAGGAAAGGAGGCCCCGGCGCCCCUGGGUUCCCCGAGGCAGCUUCAGUUUGCCUUCGCAAGUAAACGGGGCCAGGCCCUUCCCUUUGGCCCUGGAGUGCUUGAAGUGUCCCAUCCUGGUCCCGAUGCACUCUUUGUGGCCUCCUUUCACCAGCCGCCGGCCUGUCGCCAUGCUGUCCCUGUGCCUGUGCCGGUCGUGGCACCGCAGCCCUGCCACCCGGCUCUUCUCAGCGGCCUCCGGGCAGCGGUCUGGCCCCAGGAACUACUAUGAACUGUUAGGAGUGCAUCCUGGUGCCAGCACUGAAGAAGUUAAACGAGCUUUCUUCUCCAAGUCCAAAGAGCUGCACCCCGACCGGGACCCUGGGAAUCCAGCCCUGCACAGCCGCUUUGUGGAGCUCAGUGAAGCAUACCAGGUGCUCAGCCGAGAGCAGAGCCGCCGAAACUACGAUCACCAGCUGUCCUCCGCAAGUCCUCCAAAGCCUCCAGCAACCGCGGCCCAUGCCAGGUCUGCUCAUCAGGCACACAAGUAUCAGGCACACAGCGGCUCCUGGGAACCCCCCAAUGCCCAGUAUUGGGCCCAGUUUCCCGGUGUGAGGCCUCAGGGACCAGAGUCGAGGAAGCAGCAGCACAAACAGAACCAGCGGGUUCUAGGAUACUGCCUCCUGAUCAUGCUGGCAGGCAUGGGCCUACACUAUGUCGCCUUCAGGAAGCUGGAGCAGAUACACCGGAGCUUCAUGGAUGAAAAGGAUCGGGUCAUCACAGCCAUCUACAAUGACACACGGGCGCGGGCCAGGGCCAACAGAGCCAGGCUCCUGGAGAAACUGCAGGGGCAGCAGCUGCAGCCCCCACCUGGAGGCCCAGGGAUCGCGCCUCCCAACACAGGCACCCGGCCGUGAGCCGCUCACUUGGACGCGGGCUGCCGGUUGUUCCCUCCUUGCUACCCCGCGGGACUUGCCACCCCUCGAAACGCGUGCAAUAAAGUGCUUCUCAGA
Mustela erminea (ermine) is the source of this 1137-nucleotide messenger RNA. It is a transcript of the gene DNAJC4, whose product is annotated as DnaJ heat shock protein family (Hsp40) member C4. Bases 271 to 1041 code for a protein of 256 amino acids. The record is from RefSeq and is a predicted model, not a curated record. The transcript has 6 exons. NCBI's taxonomy places the organism in Eukaryota, Metazoa, Chordata, Mammalia, Carnivora, Mustelidae.